Microthlaspi erraticum is the source of this 3768-nucleotide messenger RNA. The record is from the annotation of a GenBank genome assembly. NCBI's taxonomy places the organism in Eukaryota, Viridiplantae, Streptophyta, Magnoliopsida, Brassicales, Brassicaceae.
AUGAUCGAGGAGAUGAAACUGAUGGGAAAGGAACUCCAUGUUCAGUCUAAGAACAUAGUCGGGAAGAACCCGAACGCUUCCGGCAAGUCGACUGCGGGACGCAGUGCAUGUCCGGAAUGCGGAAAGAAUCAUGCUGGCCCGUGUAGGAAGGCUUCUGGUGCAUGUCUUAGCUGUGGAAGUCAGGACCACAAGGUUCGUGACUGUCCAGAGGAAGAUAAGAGGCCGAAGGAUCAGGCUAAGGAAGGCCGAGUAGUGGUCUGUUACGGAUGUAACGAGACGGGACACUACAAGGACAAGUGCCCACACAGACAGACAACUGGAAAGCGAGCAAGUGAGGGACCGGACUCGAGUGCAAAGAGGCAGGCGGUCACUCCUCGUGUGUACUCGAUUGGAGAUGCGGCCACGGACCCAAGCUCAUCUCGUCCGAUCACUGGGACCUUAAUCAUGGGUGGCGUGGCGGCCCAUGUUCUGUUUGAUUCGGGUGCAUCGCAUUGCUUUGUACACCCGAGUCUGGUCGGCACUGGCGAGUUCCGCAAGGAACCCGGUGAAGACCAUGGAAUGGUUCAAGCGGCUAGUGGCCAAGUUAUGUUUACCUUGGGGAAGAUCAGGAACGUGUCGGUUAUGAUCGGAGAGGUAAACAUGCCAGCUGACUUAGUGAUUUGCGCGGUGAAGUCUUAUGAUGUGAUCCUUGAAAUGGAUUGGCUUGGGAAGCACAAGGCACAUCUAGACUGUCAUCGGGGAAGAGUGUGGUUUGAAACCGAGAAGGGUAAACUGAAGUAUCAGGGAGUUAGACCGACAGCGGGAAGCUUGAUCAUUUCGGCGGUCCAAGCGGAUCGGAUGAUCGAGAAGGGCUGUGAAGCGUACUUGGCCGCGAUCACUACUACGGAAGUCGGGAAAGACGCUAGCCUUAGCGAGAUUCCAGUAGUUAGUGAAUUCGAGGAUGUGUUCCAGGCAUUGUCUGGACUGCCUCCGGAUCGAUCGGAUCCGUUCACGAUCGAACUGGAACCUGGAACCGCCCCGGUGUCUAAGGCAUCUUACCGGAUGGCGCCGGCUGAGAUGGCCGAACUGAAGAAGCAGCUGAACGACCUAAUGGAAAAGGGUUUUGUUCGGCCAAGUAGUUCGCCAUGGGGUGCACCUGUUCUGUUCGUGAAGAAGAAAGACGGAAGUUUUAGACUCUGUAUAGAUUACCGCGGUUUGAACCGGGUAACAGUGAAGAACAAGUACCCUCUCCCGAGGAUAGACGAGUUGUUGGACCAACUCCGAGGUGCUACUUGGUUCUCAAAGAUCGAUUUAGCCUCGGGCUAUCAUCAGAUUCCGAUAGCAGAGUCGGAUGUGAGAAAGACCGCCUUUAGGACGAGGUACGGUCACUAUGAGUUCGUGGUCAUGCCGUUCGGGCUGACCAAUGCACCGGCUGCAUUUAUGAAACUCAUGAACAAUGUGUUCCGAGAUUGCUUGGAUGAGUUCGUUAUCAUCUUCAUUGAUGAUAUACUGAUUUACUCUAAGAGUCCGGAGGAACAUACGGUCCAUUUGAGUACGGUGAUGAAGCGGUUGCGGGAGCAUCACCUAUUCGCCAAGCUCAGUAAGUGUAGCUUCUGGCAAAGGGAAAUUGGAUUCCUAGGCCAUGUGGUCUCGGACAAGGGAGUGUCCGUGGAUCCGGAGAAGAUCAAGUCGAUCGCAGAAUGGCCAAGACCAAGGAAUGCGUCGGAGAUAAGGAGCUUCUUAGGUCUGGCCGGAUAUUACAGACGGUUUGUGAAAGGAUUUGCGAGUAUGGCGUCGCCCAUGACUCGACUCACCGGAAAGGAUGUUUGGUUUGAGUUGUCGGCCGAGUGUGAGAAGUGUUUUGGGAAGCUUAAGGACAUGCUUACCAGCACUCCGGUCUUGACCAUACCGAGGCCGGAUGAGCCGUAUACGGUGUACACAGACGCAUCUAAGACAGGACUUGGGUGUGUACUGAUGCAACACGGAAGUGUUAUUGCCUAUGGGUCUAGGCAGUUGCGGAAACACGAGUGUAACUAUCCUACACACGAUCUGGAGAUGGCCGCGGUAGUGUUCGCGCUGAAGAUUUGGAAACCUUACUUGUAUGGUGCCAAGGUUCAAGUCUUCACGGAUCACAAGAGUUUGAAGUACAUCUUCACUCAGCCAGGAUUGAACAUGAGACAGCAAAGAUGGAUGGAGUCCAUUGCUGAUUUCGAUGUGGAUAUAGCUUACCAUCCGGGUAAAGCUAACUUGGUCGCGGAUGCCUUAAGCCGGAAGAGAGUGGCUAAGGAUUCGGACAAGGAUAUGUCUGGUCUGGUCGAGAUGAUCGGGACAUUAAGACUGGCCGCCUUGACUGACGAAUUGGAACCGUUAGGUCUUGGUGCGGCGGACCAGGCGGACUUACUGACUAGAGUCAGAUUGGCUCAGCAGUUGGACGAGGAGUUGGUUAAAGCGUCCAAGAAUGAGCAGACUGAGUAUCAGGUUUCUAAGAAUGGAACGAUCGUGGUGCACGGUCGAGUGUGUGUUCCAAAGGAUCAGGAACUGCGGGAAGAGAUCCUUAAGGAAGCUCACCAUUCAAAGUUUUCCAUUCAUCCGGGAUCGACCAAGAUGUAUCAGGACUUGAAAAGAUACUAUCAUUGGGUCGUGAUGAAGCGGGAUGUGGCUAAGUGGAUAGCCGGAUGCCAAACCUGUCAAAUGGUUAAGACAGAACAUGAAGUGCCGGGUGGAUUGUUGCAGAGUCUACCUAUCCCAGAAUGGAAAUGGGAUAUGAUCACGAUGGACUUCGUGACCGGACUGCCCGCGUGCGGAAAGUUGGAUGCGAUAUGGGUUAUAGUCGAUAGACUGACUAAGUCUGCGCAUUUCCUGGCUAUCAUCUCGGAUAGAGAUGCGCGGUUUAGUUCUUCUUUCUGGAGAGCGUUUCAGAAACGUCUCGGUACUAAGGUGCACAUGAGUACGGCCUAUCAUCCUCAGACGGAUGGCCAGUCGGAACGGACUAUCAGAACACUCGAGGACUUGUUGAGAACGUGUGUUCUGGACUGGGGCGGCAAGUGGAAGGAUUACUUGCCUUUGGCCGAGUUCUCAUACAACAACAGUUUUCAGGCAAGCAUUGGGAUGUCGCCAUAUGAGGCACUGUAUGGUCGACCUUGCCGAACACCGUUGUGUUGGACUCAAGUGGGGGAGCGGAGUCUCUAUGGUCGGGACUUCGUGGAAGAAACCACUGAACGGAUUAGAGUCCUGAAGCUGAAGAUGAAAGAAGCUCAGGAUCGGCAAAAGAGUUAUGCGGAUAAGCAUCGCCGGGAGUUAGAGUUUCAGGCCGGAGACAUGGUCUUCGUCAAGCUGAUAACCUUUAAGGGAAAGGAUAAGGCUGCGGCGACUGGGAAGCUAAAGCCGAGGUACAUGGGACCGUACAAAGUCCUGGAAAGGAUUGGAGCUGUAGCGUACAAGUUGGAAUUGCCACCAGCCUUGGUCGCGUUCCAUCCGGUCUUUCAUGUAUCUUUACUGAGGAGACGCGUGACAAACGGGGAUAACGUUGUGUCCGAACCUCCGCCCGACUUACAGGAGAAUCUGACGGUCGAAGGCAGACCGGUUCGGAUAGUAGGUCGAAGGGUCAAGUCAGUUGGCCGGAAGAGAAUUAAGAUGGUGCAAGUCGUUUGGGACUGUGAAGGAGAAGAAGAAACGACUUGGGAACCAGAAAGUAGGAUGGAAGAGAAAUUCUCUAAGUGGUUUGAGAAGCAACCGAAGGCUCCACCAAAGCCUAAGAAAGGCAAGGAUUCGAGGGCGAAUCCAAAGUGA